CGGUGCAAAAAGGAAACUCAAGGAGGGCGAGCGCGUCCAGCGGUACCAUGGGCCGUCGGAGUGCGCUAGCCCUCGCCGUCCUCUCGGCUCUCCUGUGCCAGGUCUGGAGCUCUGGUGUGUUUGAGCUGAAGCUGCAGGAAUUCGUCAACAAGAAGGGGCUAUUAGGCAACCGCAACUGCUGCCGCGGGGGCGCGGGCCCGCCGUGCGCCUGCAGGACCUUCUUCCGCGUGUGCCUCAAGCACUACCAGGCCAGCGUGUCCCCGGAGCCGCCCUGCACCUACGGCAGCGCAGUCACGCCGGUGCUGGGCGUCGACUCCUUCAGCCUGCCGGACGGCUCGGGCGCCGACCCUGCCUUCAGCAACCCCAUCCGCUUCCCCUUCGGCUUCACCUGGCCAGGCACCUUCUCUCUGAUCAUUGAAGCCCUCCACACAGAUUCUCCUGAUGACCUUGCAACAGAAAACCCUGAAAGGCUCAUUAGCCGCCUGGCCACACAGCGGCACCUGACAGUGGGAGAGGAGUGGUCCCAGGACCUGCACAGCAGUGGCCGAACAGACCUCAAGUACUCCUACCGAUUUGUGUGUGAUGAGCACUACUACGGGGAAGGCUGCUCCGUGUUCUGCCGGCCCCGGGAUGAUGCCUUUGGCCACUUCACCUGUGGGGAGAGAGGGGAGAAGGUGUGCAACCCCGGCUGGAAAGGCCAGUACUGCACAGAACGUGAGUCCUUGUGGUGGCCACCUUUUCU
Messenger RNA from Castor canadensis (American beaver), 742 nucleotides. NCBI's taxonomy places the organism in Eukaryota, Metazoa, Chordata, Mammalia, Rodentia, Castoridae. The record is from RefSeq and is a predicted model, not a curated record.